Eupeodes corollae is the source of this 1176-nucleotide messenger RNA. RefSeq lists its product as uncharacterized. Gene Ontology annotation, molecular function: nucleic acid binding. The transcript has a single exon. The coding region runs from base 1 to 1176 and encodes 391 amino acids. Lineage: Eukaryota; Metazoa; Arthropoda; Insecta; Diptera; Syrphidae. The record is from RefSeq and is a predicted model, not a curated record.
AUGCUUGGACGGACUCUACAAUUGCACUUGCCUGGAUACGAGCCACUGCCGCCAAAUGGACCACAUUUGUUUCCAACCGUGUGUCGGAAAUUAGUGGGGAUCGAUUGCUGGGGACAUGUCGCAACACAUCGUAACCCAGCCGAUCUGGCGUCCAGGGGUGUGUUUCCAUCUGAAUUGGAGUCAUUAGAAGUUUGGUGGACCGGUCCGGAAUACUUACGGCUACAUUGGGAUUUCGAGGUCCCGCAUCAACCCAUUGAAAUCGACACCGAAGAAGAGAAGCGCACUGUAAACGUACUUACCAUACAGGUAGACCACAACGACUGUUUCUUGCAAGCGAUUUACAACUGUUCGAGUCUACUCAAAGUUGUACGAGUCAUCGCUUACUGUUAUCGCUUUACCAUCAAAUGUCAACCGAAGUUGGGGCCUAUUAAAGGUCCACUAAGUCCCAGAGAAUUAGAAGCGGCGCUACUGAUCGUCGUCAAAACUGCACAAAAGGAUAUGUUCAAGAACGAGAUUCAACAAAUUUUAGAAAACAAGAUUCCCAAAACCUUACGAUCGUUAAACGCAUUCAUCGAUGUUAAUGGGAUCUUACGUGUAGGGGGACGUUUGGAGAACUCCCUCCUUUCUUAUGAUGCUCAACAUCCGAUUUUGUUGCAAAAUAAUCAUCAUUUUACAACCUUAGUUGUCAGAGAUGCCCACAAGAACACUCUUCAUGGUGGCAUCCAACAAAUGAUAAUGUACAUUCGUCAAAAAUACUGGAUUGGACAAAUACGAAGAAGUGUCAAGUAUCAGCUGCAUAGAUGUUCUUCUUGCUUCCGGCAAAAGGCAUCCGAAAUGCAACAGCUAAUGGCAAAUUUACCCGCUCCUAGAGUUAGGAUGUCUCGACCAUUCAGCCAUACGGGUGUCGACUACGCCGGACCAAUCGAGAUAAAAUCCUGGAAGGCACGAGGAGCAAAAAUCCUAAAAGGGUACUUUGCAGUAUUUAUUUGUUUAGCCACGAAGGCAAUUCAUUUGGAAGUGGUGUCAGAUCUGACAACAUCAGCCUUUUUAGCAGCAUUCAAACGCUUUACUGCAAGAAGAGGAAGCUGCAAGAAAAUAUACAGCGAUUGCAGAACUAAUUUUGUUGGCGCGAAUAACGAACUAACCAAGAUGUUAAAAGAGGCAAGCCAUGACUAG